Messenger RNA from Exophiala bonariae, 804 nucleotides. RefSeq lists its product as uncharacterized. The record is from RefSeq and is a predicted model, not a curated record. Gene Ontology annotation, cellular component: mRNA cleavage factor complex. Lineage: Eukaryota; Fungi; Ascomycota; Eurotiomycetes; Chaetothyriales; Herpotrichiellaceae. Gene Ontology annotation, molecular function: mRNA 3'-UTR AU-rich region binding. The transcript is spliced from 4 exons. Bases 1 to 804 code for a protein of 267 amino acids.
AUGAGCACUCUCACAACCACCACUCUGAAGUCAUCCUAUCCUCCAAUACUUCCACCUCCAUUUACAGCAAACCAGCCUCCUGUACUUCGACUCUUCCCUCUCUCCAACUACACUUUUGGUACAAAGGAGACGCAGCCAGAGGAGGACCCAUCUGUUCUUGCGAGACUGAAGAGGUUAGAAGAGCAUUAUGAGAACUACGGCAUGAGGAGGACUUGUGAAGGCAUAUUAGUAUGCCAUGAGCAUAACCACCCCCACGUGCUCAUGCUGCAGAUCGCAAAUGCAUUCUUCAAACUACCAGGGGACUAUCUACCACACGACGCGGACGAGAUCGAAGGAUUCAAGUCACGUCUAAACGACAGACUGGCACCAACAAAUCCAAAGGAAGGGGAUACAGACUGGGAGAUUGGAGAUUGUUUAGCACAAUGGUGGCGGCCCAACCACGAAACAUUCUUAUAUCCAUUCCUUCCCGCCCAUGUUUCUCGGCCAAAGGAACUCAAGAAGCUGUAUCUUAUCCACCUCCCACCUAACAAGGUUCUUAGCGUGCCUAAGAACAUGAAGCUCCUCGCGGUACCACUGUUCGAGCUUUAUGACAACACUGCACGUUAUGGACCUCAAUUGAGUGCUAUACCGCAUUAUCUCUCACGUUACAGGUUUGAAUUCGUUGACGAAGAAGGCAAUCUCAGCAGCGUCAUGCCCGGGGGAGGCUCACUACCAGGGCCCGAGUCGGGCGUCAAGGUCUUGAUGGAUGGUGCUGCACAACCCAGCAAGGAAGGAGGCGACGUUGAGAUUGAGAAUGGAGCGUGA